Messenger RNA from Magallana angulata, 2208 nucleotides. Its product is annotated as deoxyhypusine synthase-like. The record is from RefSeq and is a predicted model, not a curated record. The coding region runs from base 166 to 1257 and encodes 363 amino acids. Gene Ontology annotation, molecular function: deoxyhypusine synthase activity. The transcript is spliced from 9 exons. Lineage: Eukaryota; Metazoa; Mollusca; Bivalvia; Ostreida; Ostreidae. Gene Ontology annotation, biological process: peptidyl-hypusine biosynthetic process. Gene Ontology annotation, cellular component: cytoplasm.
UAAACGAAUUGAAAAUGAGGAUUUAUUUAGAGAGUUUAAAUCUCAGUCAAUCGUGCGCUUGAACAAGAAAACGUGUUUCUCCAGUUUGUGAAAUUUUCCGCCACAGACCGAAAGCGAUGAUGUUGAAUUACCCUUAGACAUUCGACAGACGUACUUUCAUUCUAAAUGGAAGAACAGCCCCCGAAGCUAGCAACAGAUGCAGUUCUAGUCAAGAGUGAGAAAAUUCCACAAGAGGUGGGAACAGUCAAAGGUUACGACUUCAAUGAUGGAGUCAAUUACCAUAAAUUACUGCAGUCUUAUGCCAGGUCCGGAUUCCAGGCAAGCAACUUUGGCCAUGCUGUGGAACAGAUUGAUAAAAUGAUUGAUUGCAAGAUAACCCCUCUACCUGAGGAGAAGAUUGAUGAGGUGAACCUGAACCCCUGUAACAGAGAGAAAUCCAAUUGUACCAUCUUCCUGGGUUACACAUCUAACCUGAUUUCCUCUGGGAUCAGAGAGACCUUCCGGUACCUGGCUCAACACAAUAUGGUUGACUGCAUUGUUUCAACAGCUGGUGGAAUAGAAGAGGACUUUAUUAAAUGUCUGGCUCCUACAUACCUAGGGGACUUUUCUCUGAAGGGAAGUGAUCUUAGGGAGAGAGGAAUAAACAGGAUUGGUAAUCUACUGGUACCAAAUGAAAACUACUGCCUGUUUGAAGAUUGGCUAAUGCCCAUUCUAGACAAAAUGUUGGAGGAACAGAAAAAUGAGGGUGUAUUGUGGACUCCAAGCAAGAUGAUUGCUCGACUAGGAAAGGAAAUCGACAACCCUGAGUCUGUGUACUACUGGGCCUACAAGAACAACAUUCCAGUAUUCUGUCCAGCCCUCACUGAUGGAUCUAUAGGAGAUAUGAUUUACUUUCACUCCUUCAAAAACCCGGGCUUGGUUCUGGAUAUUGUGGAAGAUAUCCGUCGGGUGAACAGUCAGGCAGUAUAUGCUGCCAACACAGGGAUGAUAAUUCUAGGAGGGGGAGUCAUCAAACAUCACAUCUGUAAUGCCAAUCUGAUGAGAAAUGGUGCUGACUUCAGUGUGUUUGUGAACACUGCAGCUGAAUUUGAUGGAAGUGAUGCUGGAGCAAGUCCUGAUGAAGCAGUAUCUUGGGGGAAAAUCAAGAAAACAGCCAAGCCUGUCAAAGUGUAUGGGGAAGCCACUUUGAUAUUCCCUCUGUUGGUAGCAGAAACUUUUGCCAGAAGAGAGAAAGAGUUCCUUUCACAGAAAGAGUGAAUAAUGGAGACCUGUUGAAACGUUCAGUGUUUGAUCUCUUCUUAAUGUUUGAAAAAGGUUUUAAAGUUGUGAGAUUGGUUUUUGCCAAGUACCUGCGAUUUACUUGUGACUGUAGUGUUUUGAAGACCUGCAGUCAACACUGCAGUCUGCUCAUUGCAGCGUUAAUGUGAAAGCUCACUAUCUUGAAUAUCUUCAGAUUUAACUUCACACAACAACAUGUGAAAAUCUCGCAUUCUUAAAUCUUAAAUGUCUAAUUUCAAGCAUGGAAGAAGAUAAAAUCAAUCUAAGAAAUAGUUAUUUUUAUGGAAAUGAAAUUUUUUGUUACUCAAACAUUGCAAAAUAUUACACUAGCACAUUAUGUAGUCAGUAGUUACAGCUAAAGUCAUCCAUGUUUUUGUAAUUCUUUUGUUUUUUUUAUUUCGUUUAUGCCCCUUUAAAAUAAAUUCCUAUUGACCUCAAUGAUAAAAAAAAAUUUAAGAUAACUCUGAACAGACCCUAGAAUGAUACUUGGCAAGGGUGGCUGUUCAUUAUAAACAAACCUAGGAUGAUACUUGGUAGGAGUGGGUGUUUUAUAAACAAACCUAGGAUGAUACUUGGUAGGAGUGGGUGUUCUAUAAACAGACCCUAGGAUGAUACUUGGCAAGGGUGGCUGUUCUAUAAACAGACCCUAGGAUAAUACUUGGUAGGAGUGGGUGUUCUAUAAACAGACCCUAGGAUGAUACUUGGUAGGGGUGGCUGUUCUAUAAACUGACCCUAGGAUGAUUUGGUAGGGAUGGCUGUUCUGUUUUCAUGAAUAAUAUGUGUUUAAUAAUUUCUUAUUUUUAAGAAAUCCUUCUUGCCUGCAGCUGAAUAUUUUAUUAUCAGUAAAUAUACAAUGCACUAAUAUGUGAUAUUUGUUUUUGUUAUUCUUAUGACUCUUUUUUAUUAUAUUUAUUAAAGUUGACUAUUUGA